AUGGCGUCGCUCCAUCUCCCGCAUUUCCUGCCUCACCAUCUCCGGCGUAAUCAUUUCCCCGCCGAAUAUCGAAGGAACCGAAGCAGAUGUUGUUUGUCUCCGGCAACGAAUGUAGAUUCCACGGCGGUUGUGUGGUUCAAGCAUGACCUUCGUGUUGAUGAUCAUCCUGGUUUACUCUCCGCGUCCAAGUAUAAAGCUGUCGUACCUCUCUACGUCCUCGAUCGCCGUAUUCUAUCUCGAUACACAACGGAGACCCUUGAACUAGCUAUUAUAGCCUUGGAAGAGCUGCGAAAUUCCUUGAAGAAGCAAGGAUCUAAUCUUAUGCUCAGAUACGGGAAAGCAGAAAAUGUCAUUCAAGAUCUUGUCAAAGAGGUCCGAGCACCCUUUGUCUUUGUGGAAGACGAAGUAGAAUAUCAUCUCUGUGAGGUUUUGGAUGCUGUUAAGAAAAAAGUGGAAGGCGUUUCUUUUCCUGGAGAUUCACCGAAGAUUGUUGUUUGGCGAACUCCUUUCUAUGAGACCCAAGAUUUGACGGAUCUGCCACAAUCAUGGGAAGAGUUUAAGAAACUAAAGCUGCCUCUCACACUGCCAGUUCCUGCAGCAAGAUUUUCAUCUCCAGGAAGUGAAUUGCAGUGGGGUUCUGUGCCAACGCUCGGUGACCUGAAGGACUACAUGAAGGAAAGCUUAUGUGAAAAAGAAAACAGUUGGAGGGAAAUUGCUCAGGCAUCUGUCGAAAGAGUAUUAAUGGAAAAGCUUGGUAAUUUGAAGGGGAGCCGUAUGAAUCCAAUCGUUGAGGGAAGUUUAGGGAAGAAGGUGCAAAACUCUGCGUUUGUCACAAGAAAAAGAGAUACUGUUGGAGGUGGAACUGAGGUUGUACUGAAUGCCCUAGCAGGAUACUUGAGGUACUUGGAGGGUACAAGUCGAGAUGACUGGCAAGAGGUUCAUGCAAGGCUUCGUGAUGCUGAGGGUAGGCCCGGAGCUUCGUUUUUCAAACUUUUUGGACCUAUCCUGUGUCUUGGUAUUGUAUCAAGAAGAAGGGUUCACUACGAAGCAAUCGAGUACGAAAAAGAAAGGAAUGCUGGGUUUAUCUCUCCGUUUGGGUAUUCAGCUGCUACAGUAUCUGCUGCAACUGAUGCUGUCUGCUCUAUGGAGUGGUAUUCACUUGUGGCUCUAAAUAGAGAGAAGGUUGGUAAAAAAAGGCACUCUAUAAGGAUUUGGAGAUGGAAGGGCUAUCUUAUUCAGUACACAAUGGUUGGCAAUGAAGGCCCUGCCGUUCUACUUGUGCAUGGUUUUGGUGCUUUUCUAGAACAUUACCGCGACAACGUAGACAGCAUCGUAAACAGCAAAAACAGAGUAUGGACCAUCACAGUCUUGGGUUUUGGAAAAUCAGAGAAGCCGAACAUCGUUUACACCGAGAUUUUAUGGGCUGAAUUGCUGCGGGAUUUUAUGAUUGAAGUAGUUGGCGAACCAGCACAUUGCGUAGGGAACUCCAUCGGUGGGUAUUUUGUUGCAUUGAUGGCCUUUCUUUGGCCUUCCUUGGUUAAGUCCGUUGUCCUUGUUAACAGUGCUGGCAAUGUGAUACCUGGAUACUCUCCUCUCCUAAUCUCUAGAGAAAGGCGAGUUCCAUUUGGCGCAAAGCUGGGUGCUCGUCUUCUUCUCUUGUUCCUACAGUUCAAUGUCAAAAAGCUAUUAAAGGAUUGUUAUCCAGUUAAACCUGAGAGAGCUGAUGAUUUUCUGAUCACUGAAAUGCUAAGAGCAUCCCGAGACCCCGGUGUAGUUAUGGUCUUGGAAAGUAUCUUUGGCUUUGAUCUUUCGCUUCCUUUGAACUAUCUCCUCAAAGGGUUCGAGGGAAAAACUCUAGUGAUUCAGGGAAUGAAAGAUCCCAUAUCGGAUCCGCAGAAGAAAGUGGCCUUAUUGAAGGAGCUUUGUCCAGCGAUGGUGAUUAAGAAAGUUAACGCAGGUCACUGUCCCCACGAUGAGAUCCCAGAGGAGGUGAAUCCUAUUAUCAGCGAAUGGAUAGCGAAGGUCGAUAAUAAUGAUGAACAAACACUAAAAGCCUCAUCAUCCAAGCAAAUUUACCAAAGUAAUAAACAGGGCUAA
Molecule: messenger RNA, 2097 nt
Organism: Thlaspi arvense
Lineage: Eukaryota; Viridiplantae; Streptophyta; Magnoliopsida; Brassicales; Brassicaceae
Source: the annotation of a GenBank genome assembly